Molecule: messenger RNA, 816 nt
Organism: Fomitopsis serialis
Lineage: Eukaryota; Fungi; Basidiomycota; Agaricomycetes; Polyporales; Fomitopsidaceae
Exons: 1
Coding region: 22-654 (210 amino acids)
Source: RefSeq, a predicted model, not a curated record
GACGCGUGCCAUCAUGGUCAUAUGCGCCUCCCACGUCCCUCUCACAGCGGGCAAUCAUACCCGUCCCACUCGACACUUGGCGGUCCUCGUCUCGACGCCAGUCGCAGGUCGCUGGUGGGACGAGCACAGACCUCGCCGCUCUCAUCCGGCCCACCCCAGCCACCGCCCCGCCACCCGCCACCCCCGCCGCGCUCCGUGUUCGUCGCGCUCGGGCAGCGCCAGCGAGCGAGCGAUGGCGCGCGAUCAUCCAAUCACCCGCGUAGCCAUGCGUUCCGCGCGCAAUUUACCUUUGCCUGUUCUGGCCGCGAGGCAUUUGCCGCGGGCUUGGAUCGGAGAUCGUUCCUUGCGGUCCCGGGCCUGCUGGUCCCCCGCUACGCGACCCGGAAGGGGAUAGCAGAGGCGGUUGCCCAAAUGCAGACAGGGGGGCGCGGACGUGAUGCGACCCUCGGCGUACAUCGAUACAGCCCAAAGACCUGCCGGCCGACCUCCUCUGCUCAUGCCGCCGGUACCAUCCCUGAGGGGCGUGCCUUGCUCUUUCCUGCCUUCGACGACGCCAGCAAUUCCGAUAGCGCGGUUCUGACCCAUCCUCGUGGUCCUAUCUCCUUACACAGUUCGCAGUACAAUGAUGGCCCGUCUCCAGUACAAUUGUCAUAACCAAUGCAUGGGCGUCCAUUGUCCAUCAUCCGCCGUCGGAGAACGCGUGAAGUUUAAUACCCAAUAGUCACCUGGAUCCCUGCUGGGAAGAUAACGUCUCCGAACUGGACGGCGCGAAAGAACAUCUUACACUUGUCUUUGACAGUUCCGUACUAGUCCCGU